Messenger RNA from Mollisia scopiformis, 624 nucleotides. RefSeq lists its product as uncharacterized. Bases 1 to 624 code for a protein of 207 amino acids. NCBI's taxonomy places the organism in Eukaryota, Fungi, Ascomycota, Leotiomycetes, Helotiales, Mollisiaceae. The transcript has 3 exons. The record is from RefSeq and is a predicted model, not a curated record.
AUGUCUACCAACGGCGCAAACGACGCUCCCGCCCCCGCCUCUACCCAACCCGAUCCCACCCAUAGUGCAUACUACUGGGCAUUGAUUGAAGAGCUCGAAAGAGUUCAUGAUGACAAUGACGCUUCGAUCAGUGCAAUUGUCAAUCACCAACGUCACGAUGAUGACUUUGUUGCGCUUUUGAAUGCGAACCCUCGUAUGAAGUGGUGCUUCGACAAUCAAGCAGCCAUUCUCAAAUUGCAUUCCUCAAGCACACCGACCCCGGUAUUCCGGGUCUGGUGUGAUAUCUGUCGUCGAUACUUCAAGCAUUGCAUGUUUUCAAAGAAGGAGCGCAAGGGCUGGGGUGGCUCUACUAGCUGUCGGUGGUGCCAAGCUGAUGUCGGUAUCUCGACCGACAAUCAGCAAUUCGAGGUUGAUCAACAUGUUCACUGCAAUCGAGGUGGGAAGAAAGAAUGUGGCACUUUCCCUCCCCAGAGCCUUGAAGUCCCGCCAAAUCGUCGAACUGUCAACGAGAGCAGAAUUGGAGAAAUUGCGGCUCCGGAGGUCCAAUUCACCAUCAAGAAAAAGAUGUCGCAGAAGGAGCGUAAGGCUAGGGAACGUAAGCAGCGGGAGGAUAUGGGCAUUUAA